UUCUCUUAGCGCUGUCUGAGCAUAAAUUGUGUUUAAACUAGCUAGCAGAGGUCAUUUCUUCGCUUUAAAGAUCACGUGGUACCACGAGGUCAAAGGUAACUGCAAAUUCUUGAAAGUUAAAUUAUAUAAAUCUUUUUUUUUUCAAAUCCAAAAGUUGUAGUUAUCGUUAAUCCGCAUCAAUAAACUAUUUCCUCGUUUUCAUUCAGUUUUACGGUUUAUUUGUCAAAGAUCGUCUAUUCAGAAUGGCUUGGACAGCACUUCACUCGAACGUGAAAAGAUUAGUGGACGUAGUACGCAUGCGCAUGACGCUGAUCAAGUUUUUGAUUUUUCACUGCAAAAUAUAUUAUUUGAGCAUAUUCAACAUAAAUGUAUGUUGUAUAACUAUAUAAGAUAAUUUGUUUGUUUUUGUUUUAUUACCGAUAACAGCUUGGACUAACCGGGAUUCAUUUAUGUGAGUACCUAAACGAUCUUUGGCUACAUAACGUCACCGCGUACGGACGCAAAGCACUCUGGGACCACGCUGUCAUGGCUGCGAAUAUAAACAGAAAAGUUUACCAACCGGCUAGCUGCUAAUACCAGAAGCUAGACGGGCUAAACUGGAUUUUAAUUUAGGACUUUAAGGACUUUUGAAAGAGAAUUUGUGGGUCCUAGGCGGUAAAAUGUCCGGUGGAAACAAAGGCGCUGAGGUUCCGCUGCAGAUGAGGCAGAAUAUAGAUGAGCUUCACAGCUUCAUGAGGGAGCUGGAGAGCUGGGAGGCAGACAUCAAGAAGAAGGACAACGAGCUGAGAACGGGAGGGGUGCAGGAGGUCCAGAAAAAGCUCCCCCCUGUGCGCAACAAGGACUACAGAGCAAAGAUGAAGAAGAAACAGAAGGCCAACAGCCACACCAAAGCAGAGAAGACUGAAGAAGAAGCUUCCAGAAUCAAAUCAUAUGACUAUCGCUCAUGGGACAAGUUUGAUGUGGACAAAGCCCUCACAGAACUGGACAAAGACGAAGGUCCAGAGGAGUCCCACGAGUCUGACUCCGAGGAUGCUGCCGUGGAACCGGAGAAGGCACUGAGCGAAAAAGAAAAGGGGAACGCCUUUUUUAAGGAGGGGAAGUACGACGAUGCCAUCGAGUGCUACACCAGAGGGAUGAAUGCAGAUCCAUCCAAUCCCGUGCUUCCCACAAACAGAGCCAGCGCCUUUUUCCGCCUCAAAAAGUUUGCCGUGGCCGAGUCUGACUGUAACCUGGCCAUCGCUCUGGACGGCCGGUACGUCAAAGCGUUCUGCCGGAGGGGAGCGGCUCGCUUGGCGCUGAAGAAACACGACGCGGCGCUCGAAGACUACCAGACGGCUCUGAAGCUAGAUCCCGGGAACGUGGAGGCGCAGAACGAAGUGAAAAAAAUCCAAGAGGUCCUCGGGCAUCAGGUUAAUGAUGCACGGAGCGAGCAGCAGGAGGCUCCUGCAGGAGAUCCUGAGCAGCAGAAGCUGCUGGAGGAGCAGAGGAGGAGGCAGGAGGCCGUUCUGCACAAAGACAGGGGGAACGCCUACUUCAAAGAGGGGAGGUACGAAGCGGCCGUGGAGUGCUACACCAAAGGAAUGGAGGCUGACUGCAUGAACGUCCUUCUUCCUGCAAACCGAGCCAUGGCGUUCCUGAAGCUGGAGAGGUUCAAGGAGGCAGAGGAAGACUGCAGCACAGCCAUCUCCCUGGACAGCAGCUACUCCAAGGCCUUUGCUCGCCGCGGCACGGCCAGAGCGGCGCUGCGGAAACUGCCGGAGGCCAAACUAGAUUUUGAGCAGCUGCUGAGACUGGAACCAGGGAACAAGCAGGCGCUGAACGAACUCCAGAAACUCCAGAGCGAGUUGGAUCUUCCUCAAGCAGUCGAAGGAUUCCAGAGAACAGUGGAGCCCAUCGACAAACCAGAACAUCUGCGCUCAACGAAGCCUCUGAGGAGGAUCAACAUCGAGGAGGUGGGCGGAGUCUCUGCACAGACAGCAGCUGAGUCCAAGUCCUCCAUCCAGGAGGUGGUGAAGGACUCCAGAGACGGAUCAUCUCCCCUCUCAACGUCCCCCAUCGCCAAGAUCAUCAAAAUAGAGGAGAUCCUGGACGCCUCCACCUCCGAGUCCAGCCGAUCUGACAUCAAACCACCACCGGAGGACGCCGUUCACCUUCAACCAGCAACCGCCCCCCCCUCAGAGCCAGACCUGCCUCCUCCACCCACCAGCAGCUUCCAGCUGGAGUCCGACCUUCGGAAGAUGAGAGGGCAGCCCCACGCCGUUUACAGAUAUUUACGGCAAAUCCAGCCUGAAGCGUACGGGAAGAUUUUCCACAACUCCCUUGAACCGGACCUCCUCAACCAGAUCCUGGAAACGCUGCACCACUUCUUCAUCCCGAAGGAGCCUCCGGCCGUCACACUGGAGACCCUGAGCAGCCUGGCCGGCGUGAGGCGCUUCGACAUGGCGGUAAUGUUCAUGUCGUCCUCGGAGAAGAAAGUGAUCACAGAGCUCUUUGACUUCCUGCUGCAGUCACAGCUGGACCAAACAUCUGUGGAGGCCUUGAAGAAGAAAUACGGAGUGUGACGCUUGAAAACACUUAACCGUUAUGUUAGUUUUCUCCACACCAGAAAUUCACUCAAAUAUCAAUAAAUUGUGUUUUAUUAACAGCGAUCCAAACAGGAAAGCCUCAACUGAUUUGGUCUCUUUAAGUUUUUCUGAAUUACUGAGCAAGUGUUGAAUGUGAACUGAGAGCAUACAUCUGAAGCUGUUCUACAGUCAGAAAUGGUGUUGCUGAGCAGACUGUAAGCUCCCUAAAACCUCCAGGCAUCAGUGAUUCAUCUGCAGAAGUUCCUCUAAUAAAGCUGCAUUUUGUAUUUC
Messenger RNA from Oryzias melastigma (Indian medaka), 2855 nucleotides. It is a transcript of the gene rpap3, whose product is annotated as RNA polymerase II associated protein 3. Lineage: Eukaryota; Metazoa; Chordata; Actinopteri; Beloniformes; Adrianichthyidae. Gene Ontology annotation, molecular function: protein binding. The transcript has 17 exons. The record is from RefSeq and is a predicted model, not a curated record. The coding region runs from base 660 to 2561 and encodes 633 amino acids.